Pan troglodytes (chimpanzee) is the source of this 493-nucleotide messenger RNA. RefSeq names its product NADH:ubiquinone oxidoreductase subunit A2 (gene NDUFA2). Gene Ontology annotation, cellular component: respiratory chain complex I. The record is from RefSeq and is a predicted model, not a curated record. The transcript is spliced from 3 exons. Lineage: Eukaryota; Metazoa; Chordata; Mammalia; Primates; Hominidae. The coding region runs from base 34 to 264 and encodes 76 amino acids.
GACCUGGAAUUGGCGACUUCGAUAUUAACAAGGAUGACGGCGGCCGCAGCAAGUCGAGGAAUCGGGGCAAAGCUGGGCCUGCGUGAGAUUCGCAUCCACUUAUGUCAGCGCUCGCCCGGCAGCCAGGGCGUCAGGGACUUCAUUGAGAAACGCUACGUGGAGCUGAAGAAGGCGAAUCCCGACCUACCCAUCCUAAUCCGCGAAUGCUCCGAUGUGCAGCCCAAGCUCUGGGCCCGCUACGCCUCCACGGUGCAGAAUAGUUAAAGACACCUCCCUCUCUCUCUUCAGCAUUUGGCCAAGAGACGAAUGUCCCUUUGAACAACUUCAGUGCUGAGCAGAUAACCAGAGCCCUGGAGAACGUGCUAAGUGGUAAAGCCUGAAGCCUCCACUGAGGAUUAAGAGCAACAGCCCCAGAGCCUGGGCUCUGCUGGACUUAGUAUAAUGUGAAAAAAAUGUGUUCUCCUAUUCCUCAUAAAGCUUGUGCUGUAAAAUA